AUGUACAUAAAUAGUCAAGCUAGCAGUCUUCACAGCGCUUUACCACCAUUGCUCACUGAACACGAUUUGAAUAAGAUGUCGGAUCAUGUAUUUGAACUUUAUGAUUCUGAUGGAACAGGAAAACUGACAUUCGAGGAAUUUGCUGAAGUUUAUCUGAUGCUCAAUCAUUAUCCAGGUAUAUCGACAAAUGGUGUUACAUUUCGUGAUCGAUUUAACUACAUCUUGGAUCAAGACAACCCAACACCAAAUUUUAUCACACGUAAACAAGGUGAACGGAUGUUCAAUCGUCUCAAUAGAUAUAACAAUUGGAUAAAUUCGAAAGACACAACAUCCUCUGACACGUCAAAACCGGUAACUAAUAGUUGGGAAUCUCAUUGGAGCAAACUCGAUGAUGGUAGUGAUCGGUAAGUAUUUGUUUUUACUUUUUCUAUUUUCAUCAUUUAUCUUACUUCAUUUCCAGUGUGCCGAAAGAGAAGUUUGUCGACUAUAUCACUACUUUGAAUGAUUACAAACAUCAUUUCGAUCCUGCUACAGUCUGAACUGAAAUAUACCAUUGACAAGUACAAUCUAACAAAAUUGCGUUUUUUCUUAUUUUUAAUUCUAUGUCAUUUCGUCUCAUAUAUCACAGUAUAUAGAUUAUUUUUAAUCUAGCCGCAAAUUCUUUUUUUUUUUAUUUCUCUGUCCAAAAGUGGCAAUGUCGAAAGACUUAACACUUGAUUUCAAACAUUUGAACCUUUGCUAUAAUAACCAAUGAUGGAUGUCUUCAUUUUGCUACAUUAUAACCGUUCAUUUUUCCGGUUAUGUUUACAUGAAAACGUAUGGGAAAAUUCAAUGCUCAUAUCUUGAACUUGGCAUCUCGGUCUCCUCCAGGAAGUUCGAAAUUGCAGUGUGUGACAUUUUUUUCGGGAUUUCUGUUUCUGUUCCUUUCUACUUUAUUCAUUAUGAACGCCCCAGACUCACACCCAAAACAAGGCUAAUAUCUUUCAAAUAAUUCCAUUCUAAUUCUUAUGUGUGGGCAAACUUAGGUAAGGCAUCUAUAAUAUUCUGGGAGAAUAAAAAUGAUUCAGUGAAUGUAUCCUUCAAUAUCGAUGUUUCAAUUAGCUAUUCUAUUCUGUCAAAUAAUAAUACAUUAUAACAUUGAAUCGAGUUUUGUUUCGAAGUUUCAUCGAAUAGCUUGUUUGAAAGAUCAUAUCUCUAUAUGAAUAUUCAUCUUGCACUUCUUAUUGUCUUACAAGUUCAAUAGUGUGAAACUGGAUAAUUGGAUUUGAUGUGUAUGUACGUUCUAGGACACUAACUACAUAAACUUCAAUACUUCUACUUCCUAUCAUACACCAAUACCUUCUAUGUGCAUCAUCUUGUCUUAUCUUUGUUUUUUUAAGGUUUAGUUAUUUAUUUGAAAGCAAACUAUUCAAAUGUAGAGUUGUGUAUAAGAACUCAAUGCAAGUUAAAGAAAUAUUGAAAGAUACGAAACGUCAAGUCUAUUUUAUCUACAUAUUCUAUUUUUUUCAACGAAUCAGAAGUAUAUAUUUGACACUUGUAUGUGUAGAUAAGAAAUCGUCCUAUUUUCGUACCAUUCUCUUCCUUAGAAAAUAUAUAAAUAACAUCAAGAGAAUAUUUUUUUUUCUAUUUGGCUUACUGUAGUGACAUGCUGGCGCUGUUUGUAAUAAGUUUUUGUACAAAUGUUCUGAUUCCCAUACGGGCGCUUACACCUUACAAAGAUUGCGGAUCCGAAGCAGGUGUUAUUCAAAGUUUUGAUAUUCCCGGUUGUACUAUGCCACCUUGUAUAUUUAUUAAAAGUCAUACAUAUUCCAUGAACCUAACAUUUGUAGCAAAAGCUUCAUCGAAAACGGCAAACAUUAGUAUUUAUGGUAAGAAAACAGAAAACAGGGUGGGUGUGGGUGUGGGUCGAAAGAAGAGACACAAAACAGUCAGACUCCGCUGAUGCUCACACCUAUCCCACACCCACACCCUAAUUUUCAAAAAAAGCUUCAUUUCCUAGAAUUACAUAGGAAAACACUUUUGGGAAACGAUCCUCGUGCAUAAGAUUAUGUCAACUAAUGGACAGAUCAUUCUUGUUUUAUUAGAAGUUUAUGGAUCUUUUCUUUGCCUGUGCUCUUUUCAGCAAAAAAGUGAUAAUAAUUUUUUGGUUAAUGCGAAUAUUUAGGUGUCUUCUCGUCCUAUGUAGUCAAUAUUUCUCAUUCAGCAACUUCAAGCUGCAUUUCCACUGCAAUAGUGCAACUUGAGCCAUUCAUUUCAGAUCCAACCAUUGGCUUAGUCUUUAGUUUGCAAUACAUGUUUUUAACUGAACAAUUUUGAUUGAUCAUGCGAAGUUGAGAUGUAGCAUGUCUGAUAUCAAAUGUUUGCGAUAAAACAAACACACUAUAUCCAUCUCUCAACUCUUCUCUGAUUGAGACUUUAUCCCAUUUCUUAUCUGGUUCACCACCAUCGACCUUUUUGAUUAUUUUUUGUUUGUUAUCUACCACACAUACAGUCAUUGCUGCUCGGUCGUUAUGUUUAACUCUGAUUGAUAUCAGCUGAACAGGUGAUGUCAGUUAUAAUUGAUAACCUCGUGCGCCCCGCCGUGUUGCUCAUUAGGAUUUCAAGCUAAGUUCCACAUAACUGUGUUUGUAUGUAUUGGAACCACAACUUGUUUGGCAGAUGUUUCAGGUUUAAGUAUAGGUUUGUCUUGUACAGAAGGAAGUUGAUUUAUAGAUGAUGGGCUCAGUGUAGAGAUGAAUUCUACCAUUUCUUUUGCCUUACGAUCAAGAGGAAGUGUGGUAAGUGUAUUUUGAUCUAUAGUUAUCUUACAGCGUAACGGGCAGCCAGAACCUCCAUUCCUAACCAGAUUCUGUAGACAUUUGAAGCAGUAAGUGUGUGAACAUGGUAAAAUGCGAGGAUCAUCGAAGUUGUCCAUGCAAAUCCCACACUCAACAAGCUGUUCCAGUUGUUUCAUUGUAGAAGAAUUAUUUGCUGUAGCCAUCCUUUUAAGAAAGAAAAGGCUUUUUUAAGGAACUGGCCCACAAAAUAUAGAAUUUUUCGGUAUCCACGGUAGACGGAAAGGUUUUGACAGAUUUUUGUCAACCUUCUCUAGACAGAAUACGACGAACUUUCCAUCACAACUCUCAAACACUCAAGACGAUUGAUUUUUCAAUGUGAAAUGGGACUUUUAGAAUGAGAUUAUAUUCUCUGUUUAGUUUUAUUCGAAAGAAAGUCUAAUAUUCUAUUUUCAACUGCAGUAUACUGACAGUGUCGAACAUGGUAGAUGUUUUGCGCUAUCUUUGGUUUGCCCAAUCGGCCAACAGUUAAUUUUUAGCGUUGGCGGUGUGCAAGCGAGGCAAUAAGAUGUUAUUGCUUCCAUCCAAAAACAUUCUCUUCCUCUUGUGUGCCAAGCGAACAGAAGGAAAAACGCAUUAAAAAAAAAGCUCAUUGCUUCAUUCUCUAAAAUUUGUAUUGCUUUCUUGAAAAUUAUGACUAGCGAAAGAAGAAGAGCAAAAACAUCGAGAUUUUGGAAAGGAUCAAUGUUUUUCUCAAAAAUUAAACAGGGAAUCGUUUGCAAAAGUCAAUUAUACGUACUGAAAUUCAGUUGUAGACUAUAAAAUGUUCAUCCAUAAAAUAUUUUAACUAUUCAUAAAACAAUAAGACUGUUCUUCAAGAUUUCGGAGCUGUAGGAUUUUACUAGUCACUUUAAUAUUUAUAAUCAAAGCAAGAGAACUUUUCAGCAUAUAUUCGUGCUCUGAACACGAAUAUGUGUGUUGUGAAGAAAACGAAAAAAGCGAUAUAUAUAUUCCUUUAUCAUAUAAGUAGUGCACUACGUUAUAGGUAUAAAAAAUUUUCAUAGUGCUUUAGUGACCAAAUCACACACGAUCCAAUCCGUCAUCUCUCAACAGAACUCUCCACUUUAAAAAAAUCCGCUUCGUGAAAAACCUUAACAUGUUCGGAAAUUCUCUUGCAAAUCAGAAAAGAUUUGCGAACAUUAGAAAUGUUUUUUUAGGAACACUUUCUUGGUUUCUGAGGCGCCAAAAACCCUUAGGUUUCGUAAAAUACCGAUUGCAAUAUUCUGAAGGUAUUAUGAAGUACCUACUUCUUGCUAUCGAAAACUUAAUAUUAUCCGGAGGAACUGCGAUGAUAUUCCAGCAAACUCAUGUUUCAGGAAUGCUGUGACUCUUAGUCGAAUUAGUAUGCGGGAAUAGCGUUUUCAUUCUCGAAAGGGAUCCGAAAACACUUGAUCCAAAUCCUCUAUCAUUAGGAACCAAUAUCGGUUUUCGAGUUUCUUUGAAUGUCUCGAAAGGUUUCCAACAUUUUACAAACUAUUCUAAUAUUCAUUUGAAAAUUUAUGAUUAAAUUCCAGAAUCUACUUAAACAAGCGUUUUCAAUGUUUGAACUUUCUUUUAUGAUCAUUGUUCGCAAACUCAAUCUUUCUCCAUCGAAAAACAAAGGAUCAUUUUAUCUUUCUCUUCAGGAUGAUUUCAAGAUCAAUUAAUAAAGUAAGUUGAAUCUUUCUUAAUGAAACACUACUAAUUCAUUUCAUUUUUCUCUUUAGGUCGAUUUUAAGACAAUCAUAAUGGGUGUGGGUGUGGGUUGUUGUUUUGUUCACAUCUGAAACUUACACAUCCAUCCACACCCCUAUUCAGAACUCGAAAAAACGCAUGAUUCUCAGGUAAAGUAAAUUUGUAGGAACUAUUUUACGAGAAAGAAAAGCCACAAGCGGAGUUUUUGAGAGUUCUGAUGUAAACUUGGUGAUACUCUGUCUGAGCAAGCUGUACAAAGAUCUUCAGCAAUGCCUGCUCGCCGUGAAUACUGAGAUUUUCAUUACUUUUUCUUAAAUUUCAGUGACUGAAUGUGAUUACGUACCUUUUUUUUUUACAGAAAUCUUGAGUUACUGUUUAUUAUAAAAUGUGACGCUUCGUUAUUCGUUUUGUGCUCUCCAGAAUUUUAUAUAAAUUAUAAUUCACAACCACUAUACAGUGAUGAUGAAAUAAGUGAUGCCUUACUCUUUUAUGAUGAAAUUAGAAGUUUUCUUUCUUUUCUUUCGUUCAUGUUGUUUCGCUUACACAUGUGUUCUUAUUUCUAUUGACUUUACACAAAUAUAUUUUUCAUUUUUUUCGCACGAAGGAACAUUCUCAUGUGUCAAAGCUCUUUUUUAGUUGAGACUUCGUACAUCUUGUAGAUCUUAGUGAACUAUGUCUACUCUGAGAAGAGCUUGUGUCUCUGGUUUGUUUCUGUGGAGAUCGAACAUUUUUAGUUAAUUUUCGGUGCAGGAUCCGAUUUUUUCAGCAAGACCAUAUUGUCAAAUUUUGACCUAAAACUUUGGUCCCACAUGGAGACAUCAUUUCGAUUAGUUUGCAUAAAAAUUUUCGAGCUCUUGAGUUCCCUAUCUGCGAGAUAUGAAGCUUUCAAAAAAAUUACAUGCUGUGUAUAUUAGCUAUUGAGAACAGCCUAUACAUUGAAAAUUCCAUAUCUCAAAGAUAGGCGGUGCAAAAGUUCUGAAAUUUUUUAUGGAAACUAAUCUAAAUGACAUCUCUAUGUCGAGCGAAAGUUUCAAGUCAAAAUUUGACAAUAUGGUCUUACUGUAAAUGUAAGAUCUUAUAGCCAGAAUUCACUAAAAACAUUCGAUCUCCUCAUAAACAAGUCAUGAACACGAACUCAUCUCAGAGUAGACAUAGUUCACUAAGAUCUACAAGAUGUACUAAGUUCCGACUGAAAACCUCUCCGAUACCGGAGAAUGUUCUCUUAACAAUUCUUACUAAUUUAAUUUUUUAUCGUUGUACUAUUUGAGUUAACUAUCUCGUUCGUUUCCAUGAUUUGCCCAAUCAAUGACCGACUCAUUCUUCAUAGCUUUUUCAUUUUUAUCCAGUGUAUAAUGUAAAAUUUUUUUAAAUUGAGAGCUGAUAUAAUUGAUAGAUCGAUAUUCUCAUGCGAGCGACUCGACAUAGGUCAGUCUUUUAAUUUUAGUGCUUUCAUUGAAAUAUGUUACUCGGACAUACCCAACAUAGAUACAAAUGAAGUGAUCGGACGUUAUUGAUCAUGUCAAUCUUUCAUAUUUCUAUUUAUUGUUUAGUUUUUCUAUCUAUAUUAUUAUUCAAAAUCUAUUGAGCUCGACUGACAUCAUUAAUAAGAAAGUGCUUUAUUCAAAACUAUUUCAUCAGAUUGUUUUUUUCUGUAUUCUUUUACAUUAUACUUUUUGUCGUAAACAUAUAAUAACUGACGUCUGAACCUAGUUUAGCAUUCGACUAUAUAAAAGACAUCUGUUAAAGCUAUAUUAAUAUUUAAAAAAUGUUUUCAAAUAAUCGACCAUUUUUUGAUGAUAGUAGUUUAAUGUAUAUAAUUGGGAUGGUUGCUUAGAUGUAGUCUUCAAAAUGUCUAUCCUUAAUGAUUGUUCAGUUUGGAAUAUUCGAAAAAUACAAAAGAAAGUCAAAAUACAUCCGAAACUUAUCAUAAACGUUUUAUACAUGUUAUUUUCACACAAUGUCCGAUGGUUAGAUGAGAUUUUUGUAGUCAAAAUAGUUUUUAUCGUACAGUUCCACUUGUUACUGGGCGCUUGAUUUCUGAACUGAGUAACUUGUUAGAGAAAAUAGUCCUACUCAUAGACUUAGUUUGCUGCGAAAAUAAUUCAGUUGAGUUUAUGACAAAGACUCUUACAAAGCAAAAUUAAAAUAAUAGUCCAUUGUUACAGAAUGAUGACCAGAGUGUAGUAACUAAAACCUCAUCUGAACUAUUUUUCUAGCAAACUAAGUCUAUGGAUAGUGCUAUUAUCUCCAACAAUUUACGCAAUUCAGAAACCAAACGCGCUGAACCUUAUGAACGAAAACAAAAUUGUAAAAACGCUCAUUUUUACACGUUCAUAACGCGUUAAAGUUUUGAACCAGUAUAUAUUCGUUUGGAAACUAAUCCGUUGUGAUUGAGAAACAAAAAUGUGAGCUUUUCAUGGUUUUAUUUUCGUUAAAAUUUUCACACGUUUUUACUUUCGUUGUUUGUCUUAUUAAGUUGUGUCAAUCUGAAGGAAAUUCGAUCUAUCAUUAGAAAUAGUACCGAACAAUGUCAAAAUAGAGAAAAAAGUUAACCUUCUCAAAUUCAAGUUGAUGUUCUUCAUUUAAAUCAACAGAAAUCUCGAUUAGAUGACAGCAAAGAAGACACAAUGAAAUGCAUAAUGCUGAAAUUCAUAAAAAAACAGUUGGAUUCUUUAAAUAAUUUGAUCGAUGGAAAAAUGAUCAUAGAGUGUAUUAAAAAUCCUCUCAGUGUCAAUCACUGAACAGAAUAUUAUACUCAGUCUGAGUAUACUAAUAAUAUUAGUAUAAUAAAUGAAAAUAUACGAGAAUCUUAAUUAGAGUGUAGAUGGAUAGCUAUCGGUAAAAAGAAACUUGACAUCAGAGCCUAUAUCCUUGUUUAAAAAAAACCAAAUUACGUAAAAGGAAAUAACAAGAAAUGAUAUCUGUAUAUCUCAUAUUUGGGUGUGGGUGUGGGUGUUGGGUGACGAUGAACAAGUGAUAUUACCCACACCCACACCCACCACCACCCACACCCACAUCCACACUCGCCACCACCCACACCCACCCACACCCA
Rotaria sp. Silwood1 is the source of this 7560-nucleotide messenger RNA. Lineage: Eukaryota; Metazoa; Rotifera; Eurotatoria; Philodinida; Philodinidae. The record is from the annotation of a GenBank genome assembly.